Messenger RNA from Psilocybe cubensis, 843 nucleotides. RefSeq lists its product as uncharacterized. The coding region runs from base 1 to 843 and encodes 280 amino acids. The record is from RefSeq and is a predicted model, not a curated record. Gene Ontology annotation, molecular function: manganese ion transmembrane transporter activity; calcium ion transmembrane transporter activity. Gene Ontology annotation, cellular component: fungal-type vacuole membrane; Golgi apparatus. Lineage: Eukaryota; Fungi; Basidiomycota; Agaricomycetes; Agaricales; Agrocybaceae. Gene Ontology annotation, biological process: Golgi calcium ion homeostasis; Golgi calcium ion transport; manganese ion transmembrane transport. The transcript has 4 exons.
AUGGACAGCACACCUCUCCCACUCCCAACAGAUGUAUCGUCCUUGCAAGCCCUCGCCCAAUCCUUCGCGAUGAUCAUCGUCUCCGAAAUUGGCGACAAAACGUUCCUCAUCGCUGCCAUCCUCGCGAUGCGCCACCCACGCAUGCCCGUUUUCCUCGGCGCGUUCCUCUCGCUGCUCCUCAUUGGGCGGCCAGCAGCGUUGUUUGGCGUGUUUGGUGUCAAGAUGUGGCAGGAGGCAAGGGCGAUGGAGGGUGGCGGGCAGGGUAAGAUUGAAGAGGAGAUGCGCGAGGCAGAGGAAGAGAUCGAGGACGACGAGCGCGAGCAUGAAGGUACAGCAAAGAGUGCCGACAUACCACUGGAGAGCAUGGAGGAGGGACGGCGGAGCCAAGACACCGUACCUUCGUCUCCAUCACCAUCAUCAAAAAAGCCCAAAUCAUCAUUGGCCGAGGGCGCACGGAACUUUUGCAGUCUGUUCCUCGGACCUGUGUUUGUCCAGGCCUUUGUGCUCACCUUCCUCGGCGAGUGGGGCGAUCGCAGCCAGAUUGCUACCAUCGCGCUCGGCGCGGCGCACCUAGCUAAACAAAUGCAGAAUGUGUACCUUGUGACUCUCGGCACAGUUGUGGGCCACUCAUGUUGUACCGCUCUGGCGGUCAUUGGAGGAAGAUAUGUGAGCACCAAAAUCUCUGUCAAACAUGUCACCUACGGUGGCUCACUCCUCUUCCUCCUCUUCGGUGCCGUGUACCUCUACGAAGGCUUCGUCGCGUCAGCCCCAUCCGACAUCGCCAUGGCAAUUCCUAUGCCUGUCGAUGUCAACAUAGACGAUAUUGAUAUCAAACCGUCGUAA